Molecule: messenger RNA, 1144 nt
Organism: Medioppia subpectinata
Lineage: Eukaryota; Metazoa; Arthropoda; Arachnida; Sarcoptiformes; Oppiidae
Source: the annotation of a GenBank genome assembly
AUGCAGUUAAAUCUAUUGGCCGUGAAGUCGGAGAGAGUCUGUAAUAUAGGCCUGUCUUCAGACUAUCAGACAUUCAGAAGCAAUAUCUCACUCAAGAAGAUCAUUGUCGACGACGACUCGUCCAAAGUGUGGUCACUGUAUGAUUGCGGGCCUAAGAAUGUUGUCUCUCCGUUGAUAUGUCUGCCGCCAGUCAGUGGAACCGCUGAUGUAUUCUUCCGACAGCUGAUGGAUCUGUCUUCGAGAGGCUAUCGAGUGAUUGCCGCCGAAUAUCCCGUGUAUUGGACACUAAGAGAAUUCAUAAAUGGUUUUUGUAAACUUCUGGAUCACCUAAACCUCGAAAGAGUGCACGUCUUGGGCGCCUCUUUGGGCGGAUUUCUGGCCCAGAAGUUCGCCGAAAGCACUUUCCAGAGCCGACGCAUUCAGUCCUUAAUUCUUGUCAAUAGCUUUGCCGACACUUCGGUCUUCAAUCACACGGAUUCAGCCGUUAUGUUUUGGAUGACUCCGACGCCUCUGCUUAAGAAGUUAGUGAUGGGCAGCAGUUCUAUGCAAACCACUUCUAGAGAUCAAUCCAUUUUAGACGCCAUUGAGUUUAUGUCAGACAAAUUGGACACUUUAUCUCAACCAGAGUUGGCCUCCAGACUGACUCUCAAUUGUCUUAACUGUUAUGUCGAACCGCAAAGACUCCAGAAGUUAGACAUAACUCUAUUGGAUGUGUUCGAUCAGUGCGCUCUGAGUCAAUCAGUUCGCGACGAGUUAUACAAACUAUAUCCAGAGGCGCGAAGAGCUCACCUCAAGAGUGGCGGCAAUUUCCCGUAUCUGAGCCGUUGGGAUGACGUGAAUAUGCAUCUAAUCAUUCAUUUGAGACCAUUUGAAAACACCAAAUACACGGCCCUUUCGGACCAAAUAGAAGUGGCCACUCAAGUGAUGGUCGACUCCGCCGACCACUCGGCCCAACACACGGCACACAUCGUUGACUGACAAGCGCUCAAAUCAAUCGCUUAAUCCAUUCAAUGGUUAUUUAAUUGUCAAAAAACAGUGAUAUUUAAUGUUUUUGAUAUUCUAUUGUAAUUUCUAUAAUAUUUUUCAAUACAAAUACAGUUAUAGUUAUAAUAAUAAACAUUAGAUGUAUGAGAGGUAUAGCGAU